CGCAAGAUAUAUAUAUCUACCGCAGUUCUCAAGGAUAUUCUUUAUAGCUUGGCACUUAGUCUAGUACCACUUAGUGAGACAUCCCAAACAGGGAUCAUCACACCAUCAAAUGGCCUUAUUUCGUCGUCCCUGAACUAUUAACUCAUGUAAAGCCCUAAAAAGGCCCAUACAUACGCCACACCAUGAACAAUUCAUCAACCGAAACGGCAAGUAUCCAAAUCCCCAUCCAGAGACCAUCACAAACAUGUCGCCCUGGAAUCCCACUCUCGAAAAUGAAGGUAAUUCAAACCUAGACUUCAUUCGAUCAUCACUCUCCUCUAAAACAUGGUUUGGCUUUGACCUCGACGACACACUCCAUGAGUUCCGGAGGGCAUCAGCCCACGCAUCGUCAGCUGUACUUACCGCAGUCUACGAAGAAAAUCCGACUAUAAGCGUCAACGACCUGCUGAUGUCUUGGACAUACCACUCUGAAAGACAGCAGGCGCUUUCGCCGACGGUAGGACUUCGAUCGAGUACCCCAGAGAACGCUUCUCCCUGCUUCUUCAUGGCCGUGGACUGGAAACAUCGACAGAAAGAUUAGACCGUCUCUUGGAGACCUACGAAAGGAAUCUAAAAGGAACCCUAACGCUGAAACCAGGCUCACUCCGACUUCUCCAACGGAUUAAGAGUCUCGGGAAGAUAGUUAUCGUGUAACCGAGGGUCCGCAGGAUGCGCAGCAGUGGACCGUGGAGGAGCUUGGGCUCUUGCCGUAUAUUGAUGUGCUUGUUACUACUAACGAGAUUGGGAUAUCGAAGGUCGACAGGUUGUUUCCUAUCGUGUUGAGGAAGUAUAGUAUUCCCGCAUCGAAAAUUGUGUAUGUUGGGGAUAAUGAGAAACGGGAUGUUGUUCCGGCUCGGGGUGCGGGUAUUCUGGCUGUGUUGUAUGAUGAGAAAGGUGGUUGUGGGUUUGAUGAUACGGCUGCGUUUCGGGUGGAUUCUCUGGAAAAGCUGGAAUAUCUAUUAGGUUAAUUGGUUAGACAGUGG
This is a messenger RNA of Aspergillus alliaceus, 1022 nucleotides long. RefSeq lists its product as uncharacterized. The transcript has a single exon. Lineage: Eukaryota; Fungi; Ascomycota; Eurotiomycetes; Eurotiales; Aspergillaceae. The record is from RefSeq and is a predicted model, not a curated record. The coding region runs from base 245 to 580 and encodes 111 amino acids.